GCCCGGCCCGUCCCGGCAGUUCCGGGCUCCGUACACGCGAUCGGGCACCGAGGUCGGGGUCGGAAUCGGGAUCGAGACCGGGAGCGGGAUCAGGACGACACCGGGGGAACGCAGCGAUGCAGCCGCCGCCGCGCAAGGUCAAGCUCACCCAGGAGCUGCGGGUCCACGUUCUGGAGCAGAUCUCGGGCCUGCAGAGCAAGCAGCAGCGGGACGCCGAGCUACUCGAGGACAUCAGAUCCUACAGCAAGCAGAGGGCUGCCAUUGACAGGGAAUAUGGGCAGGCACUGCAGAGACUGGCAAGCCAAUUUGUGAAGAGAGACUGGCAUCGGGGCCGCGGCGAGGCCAGUGACUCGAGGACCAUGGCUGCUGUCUGGAAGGGCGUCAUUGAGGGGACGGCGCACGCCGGGCAGGCCCAUGUCACCGCCUCAGAGAGCUACCGCACCCUGGCCACCGAAGUUGCCCGCACCGCCCGCCUCUCCAAGGAAAGGAUGCUCAAGAAGGGCAUGGAGCGGCUGCAGAAGGCGCAGGCGGAGCUGCUGGAGUCAGUGAAGGAGCUGGACAAGGCGAAGAAGCAGUUCACACACCUCCAGCGGAGCAGCGAGGUAGCCAAGGACAAGGCAGCUGACGUGGAGGCUCGCCUCCGGAAGAGCGACCGGCGAAUAUUUCACACCAAGGCCAGUCUGCAAAAGCUCAGUGCCAAGUUCUCAGCACGGCUGGCCGAGCAGUCAAAGCAGCUGGCGGGGGUGCAGAAUGAGUACAGCUUCGCCCUGGUCUCUGCCACUGCCCACCUGGAGCACUAUCAGCGUGUGGAGCUGCCCGCAGCCAUGCAGGCACUGGAUGGGGACCUCUACGAGCGGCUCCGGGAGCACUUGUCGGCCACCAGCCGGACAGAGGUGGAGACCUGCCGGGCCACGUGGGACUGGUUCCAGGGUGUUGCGGAGGCAUCCGCACGGGUGUGCCGGGAGCAGGACCUCCUCCUCUUCCUGCAGGACCACCCCGCCUUCUCCCUGGCCCCCGAGCAGCGCUUCCAGCUCACUGGGGUGGAGGAGGUGCGCCUGCUGCCACCAGGGGAUGAUGGAGCCAGCCUGGAGAAGGAGGCCCGGCGAUGGGCCACGCGUGUGGCCCGGGACCAGAAAAACAAGGCACACAGCGAGGAGGUGCUGCAACGGCUGGAGGCCAGGCGGCAGCAGCUGCCAGAGGGGGAAGCAGCCACCGUGGAGCGGCAGAUGGAAGAAGCGAGGGAAAACAUCCGAAAGGCAGAGGUCAGUCGAGUGAAGGCCGAGGCACGGCUGGCACUGCUGCGGGCAGCAGGGCUGGAUGUGGACGCCUGGCUGGCGGGGGCCAUGGUGGGGACAGGUAAGGAGACAGCCACGGGACUGGAUCCGGCCGAGUUUGAUGACUACGAGGACAGUGACGAGCCAGAUGGGGACGAUGAGCCUGGUCCUGCUGCUCGCACCUACCCCUACACCUGCCGAGUCAUCUUUGGGUACCAGGGCUGCCAGGCGGAUGAGCUGUCCAUCACCCAGGGUGAGGAGCUGGAGGUCAUCGAGGAUGGGGACGCAGAGGAGUGGGUGAAGGCUCGGAACAAGGCAGGCCAGGUCGGCUACGUCCCCGAAAAGUACCUGCUGUCCCUGGGGUGCGAUUCAGGGGCUGGGCUCAGCCCCCUGGGACCCUCUGCUUUGCACCGCCAGCUCUCCAGCAUCAUGGCAGCAGAACUGGUCCUAGAGCCUGGAGCCUGGCUGGUGCGGGCUCUGUACGAUUACGAGGGGCAGAGCCCUGAGGAGCUGAGUUUCCCUGAAGGGGCCAUCAUCCGGGUGCUGCCCCGCGCCGCUGGAGAGGUGGAUGAUGGCUUCUGGACUGGUGACUUCGACGGCCGUGUCGGCGUCUUCCCCUCCCUGGUGGUGGAGGAGCUCACCGGGGCCCGGGAGGCGGCGGGGCAGGAGCUGCCGUCGCCGUCCCCUCCACCCUUCUCCCCUCCUGGCCUCGCCACCGGGGCCCUACUGACCCCCAGCCCUGCUCCUGAGACAUUACUAGGAGGUUGCCGACAGGAUGGCACGGGCAGCGGGCAGAGCUCUCCGGACCUGGCAGCCACCCGACUACGGCCACUCCGAGCGCCACCCCCGCCACCCAGCAGAAUCCCUGAGUCCGACCCUGAGCUGCACUUCAGCUGACCCUGCGAGUCCCCCUCAUGCCUCUCUGUCCCCCAGAAAGCUUUGCCCGAGCAAACCAUCACAGGCUGCUGUCCCUGGCACUGCCCCAUGUCCUGAGCUGGUCUCUUCCAGUGGCUACAACCCACACAGUGCCACUUGCAGAGUGUUCCUGCAUCUCAGUACAGCACCAGGAACCCUGGCUAGCCCUUUUUUGGGGUGCUCAGUGCCACAGCCAGGCCCCAUCUCACUCACCUCUUACCUCUGCCUUUUCUGCCUGGCAUCACCUGUGCACCCCCAGCACAGCCCUGGCCCCCGGACCUUGCCGGCCCCCCACAGGCAGGAGUGGGUGGGGGGAGCUGUUCCCAAUAAAUCCAGU
Myiozetetes cayanensis is the source of this 2526-nucleotide messenger RNA. It is a transcript of the gene FCHSD1, whose product is annotated as FCH and double SH3 domains 1. Gene Ontology annotation, biological process: regulation of actin filament polymerization; neuromuscular synaptic transmission. The record is from RefSeq and is a predicted model, not a curated record. The coding region runs from base 117 to 2171 and encodes 684 amino acids. Gene Ontology annotation, molecular function: protein binding. Gene Ontology annotation, cellular component: recycling endosome; neuromuscular junction. The transcript has 19 exons. Lineage: Eukaryota; Metazoa; Chordata; Aves; Passeriformes; Tyrannidae.